Closterium sp. Yama58-4 is the source of this 981-nucleotide messenger RNA. NCBI's taxonomy places the organism in Eukaryota, Viridiplantae, Streptophyta, Zygnematophyceae, Desmidiales, Closteriaceae. The record is from the annotation of a GenBank genome assembly.
AUGCUCGGAACUAUAACCAGCUUCGACACGAAGCGACGCAACAGACGCGGCAAACAGGGACUCGCGGCGUCGUCCGUCACGGAAACGACGGUCGUUCCCAUCAAAUACCACGGCGGCCGCGUGCUGAGCGGCGCGACGCUGAAUGUGUACAUAAUCUACUAUGGCACCUGGCCAGCAAAAGCGGGACAAAAUAUAAUUGAGAAUUUCAUCUCGUCAAUGAGUCUGGGAAGCGCUAAUAAGCAGGGUGCAGCUGGGGAUCCCAAAGUGAGCUACUGGUGGGCGACAAAUACGAAAUACUACUCGGAGGCAGAGAACGAGACAAAGUCUUUCGUCAGCACGAAGAAUUGCGGCGGUUUUCAUGAAAUUAAAUCUCCCUCCUUCCCCUUCCCCCCCACCCCCCACACACCCCCCCCCCCCCUUCCCCCUCCCCUCCCUGCCGCCUUUCCCAGCACAGUUGUUCGCAGCAAAAUUGGCCCCAAGAAGCCGUUUCCCUACGACGCCAACGGCAUCUAUCUGAUUCUCGCGAGCAAGAACGUGAAAAGCGAUGGCUUUUGCACAGAAAACUGCGGAUUCCACUCCAUGGGGUAUCUCCAGCCGACCUCCGCGUCGGACCGUCAGGGUGUCGCGUUUUCACUCCUGGUUAAUCCCGAUGGAUGCCAAGAUUGCAUGGCUUAUCUAAAGGGAAACCCGACGCCCAACGGCAACCCCGGGAUCGACUCGAUGAUAUUCUCGAUCGCUAACAGCAUGGCGGGACCUGCGACGAAUCCCGAUGAGUUCGGCUGGUUCGACGCUGACAGAUACGAAAGCGUCGGAAAGUGCCUAGCACUACCUGAUGCAUUCGAACCCCUUCUACCGGCUAAGAAUGCGAAAGGUCAGUACUUUGAGUACAACGUCGUGGGGCUCAAGAAUAUGAAGUUCAUGGUUCCGAAGACCUGGGACCUUUCGACCAACACGUGUGUCAUGCAGACGAUAAUCACUUAA